This is a messenger RNA of Diachasma alloeum, 3246 nucleotides long. RefSeq lists its product as uncharacterized. Gene Ontology annotation, cellular component: SCF ubiquitin ligase complex. Gene Ontology annotation, biological process: SCF-dependent proteasomal ubiquitin-dependent protein catabolic process. Gene Ontology annotation, molecular function: protein binding; nucleic acid binding. NCBI's taxonomy places the organism in Eukaryota, Metazoa, Arthropoda, Insecta, Hymenoptera, Braconidae. The transcript is spliced from 2 exons. The record is from RefSeq and is a predicted model, not a curated record. The coding region runs from base 148 to 3162 and encodes 1004 amino acids.
UUCCAUUCCGUACAAUACCGUAGCGUAAGCAGGAUAGUUCCCGACUGUGAUACUAUUGUAAUCCCCUCGAUCAUUGUAAAUACUCAAUCGUUAAUCGUUAAAAAUUGCAAACAUAUUCGCUGUACGCAUCUCCGAAAAUAUAUAAAAAUGGGUUUCAUAUCGAUAGUAGUGUCUCCUGUCAUUCGUGCUGACCAGGACUAUCAUCGACGAGAACUUUGGCACUUGAAACAAGAAAUAAAAGACGUCUUCAAGAAAUACAACAGCACCACGUGUUCCUACUUGUUGCGCAAUUUUGAGUCAUCAUUCUACGGAUAUCAAGAUAAUUUUGCUAUCGUCGAUUUUAAAAAGAAGGAAUGUGCUGCGAGAGCUCUGAAAGCCGUUGAGAAUGGAGAAAUAAGUAUUAACAGAUUAACGAUAACAGCGAAGCCAAUAGAAUUGACUCAUUGUCCAAUAGACAGAUUACCAGACAACUGUCUGCUGGAACUAUUCGAGCAUUUGUCCACCUACGAGCAAUUAAAAUUGUCAUCAGUCUGUAAACGUUGGGGUAAAGUGUCUCGAUCUCUCUGGAGAACAACAGCAAAGAUAGAUCUGCGUAACAAAUCCCUCGUGCACAAAAACAAAAAGUACAUAAUCAACAGUGGCUCACACCUGAAGGACAUUUACUGCUACGACGAUUAUGGAUUAAAAAUCAUCGGAGACCACUGUAAAAAUCUGGAGAGCAUUGCCAUAGAGUUUCGUAAAUACAUGACGAGAAGAGGACUGGACAGAGCCUGCAUCCAGUACGAAGGUCAGACAUUACAACAAUUCGCCAAUUUGACUCGUCUCAUGCUGAAGAUCAGAACCCCCCAGUACACGUACUUCUCCUUCCUCCAGAAUCUUCCAUCGACGAUGAUCGAGAUUCACCUCUUCAACGACAUUGAAAAGCCAGAGAGUGGCAGAGAGAGAUGGAUGAUCAGAAAGGAAAAACUAGCCAAGUUCGCAGAGCCACGAGCAAAAUACGGAAGAAAAACCCUGGACCUGUCCAGAUUUACAAACCUCAGAGCUCUGACCUUGAGGUGUUAUCACCUGGACGAUGACUCCCUGAUUGGACUGGAGAAACUGGAAAAAUUGAUCUGUUUACGUUUGGAUAGAUCUCACAUGUCCAAACUCACCAUCGGGAAAUUGAAAUUCUUCACGAAUUUGGAGCACUUGUCAUUGAAACGAUGUUCAGUUGAUUACGACGACAUGUGGCUCAUUCUGAAGAGGAACAGAAACCUCAAGUAUUUAGCUCUACCCCAAAUGUCGGAUUUUUACGACGAUGAGAAGAUCUGGCUUCGAGCGCUGGAGCUUGAGCACCUGAAGGUCCUCUGCUGGGUGGAUAUCGAGCGCAAGAUCAGGGAGUCUUCGGGAAGGUCGACAACAAUAGAAUACAUAGAGCUUCACGAUGUGUGUCUGUCAGACAGGAGAACCCUCCUGCUCCUCGAGGACUUCCCCAAUUUGAAAGUCCUGAAGCGAACGGGUUUCUACGGUUACCCCAGUGAUUGGUACUUAUCAGACGUUAGAAAUGUCAUUAUGAGCAGGCCUGACAAGGCCCCAAUGAGGUACUACCACGAGCCGCGAGUGAGGAGGUCAACUGAGAGGUACAUUCCCUUCCCAAGCUUCAACUCCGAGAAUUUUGAACACAGCGAGGUUGUGAGUGCUGAGGACGCCAGGAUAUUCAGAUGCAACGAGUGGGACGGCUGGUACAUCGAAGACUCAUCUGCAUCACCUGAUCCCCCAAAAACAAUCGAUGACCAGCCAGUGGAAUCCAUGACAACGUCCCCCUCGAUUAUCGAAGAAUUAUCUGACGAUUGUCUCAACAGAAUUUUCAAUCAUCUCCCACUGGAUGAUGAAUUAACUGCUGCAGAGGUUUGCAGACGAUGGAAAGAGGUUUUGGGAGAGAAAUGGGAGAACUGCAAGAAAUUAGACGUACGAGAGCUCUCGUGUCAUGAGAACAGGGAGAAAUGCAUGGUACAAUGUGGAAAGUACUUCGAGGACGUUUACACCUACAAGAGCUGUGGAUUCUCGGGGAUAAAGGCUCACUGUCCCAAUGUCAAGAGCCUGGGGCUCGACUUUGGGAUCAAGAGGUGCAGAUGCAGGCCAUCGUCGCGCAAGGAGCGCUACAGUUUACGCAGUUUGCAGCCAACGUUGAUGGGGUUGAAGCACUUGUGUCGUAUCAUGCUGAGGGACGCUCCUGUUUUUCAAUCAGACAUCUCUGAACAUUUGCCAGAGAGUCUGGAGGAGAUUCAUGUGUUCAAUAGGCGUCCAAUGAGUUUUGAAGAAUCGACAGAGCCCCAACAGGAGGACAAUGCGAGUGUCCUGGAUUUAUCAAGAUAUUCAAAGUUACGAGCUCUCACUUUGAUUGAAGCCCAGGUAAAUUAUCUGGAGCCUUCCAGGAAAUCUGUCAGGGUCAUUGGUCUCGAGAAUCUGGAGGAGUUGAUCUACCUCAGGGUGAGUCGUGUGGUAAUUUCUGAGGAGUCUGGGGAUCCUCUCAGGAACGUUAAGAAAUUGGAAUAUCUGUCGAUGCCUCUGUCGACGCUUUCAGCCGAUAAUUUUCGGGCUCUCAUCGAAAAUAAUAGAAAUCUCGAGUACUUAGACAUCACUGAUAAUUUCGAUGGGGUUCCAAUCAGUAAAUUCCUGCCUGUUUUAAGUUUGCGAAGGUUGAGGUACCUGCGAAUGGUUAAUAUUGCUGCACCUGGCCCAGAGCACAUAGGCUUUCAUGAUAUCCCUGAGGAGAUUGAGAUUGAUGGAAUGCAGUGUUUGGAGAUUUUUGAUUGUAAAGGACCUGAAGGACUGCCAAAUGAUCUAUUCCUUCGGAUAAUUGGGGCUUCUCAAAAUUUGAAGAUUGUCAACGUCAGUGUCAUUGAUGGCAAUUUGGCUGAGGAGCUGCUCGCUGUUGCUGGGAGCAAUGUGUUUGCUCGUCGGGGUCUAAAUACUCGUGUCAAGGCGUUUGUCGGGAUGGAGGGGUUCAGAUUGUCCAGAAAUUUGGGGCUGCAUGUGGAUGGGGUGAUACUUUCUGAAGUUCCCCCUCAGAAUUAUUGUGUCAUGGUGGAGAGAAGCUACUGGGGAGGAUGGAGCACUCAGGGUGACAAGGGAAACACCUCGAACUUGCUUUCAGAAUUAUUCAAAGUGAUCAAUCACUAACGCCCGAAGAGAAUAAACAAUAACAAUUAGAAGUUUGUGAAAAUAUUUGGAAAUAUUUCAAUUUGUAUUGAUGCUGUUGCCUUU